GAGCUCGGCUACUGGCGCGGCGCGAUCCUUCAGUACGCGACGCGACAUCGGACAAAACGUACGCGGAUUUCAAAAUAACACAACACAACACGAAAGGAAAAAAAUAAAAAAAAACAAUCACCGGCACAAUCAUGUCAACAAAGGUUGAAGCCCCCGCUGUCUGUAACAGCUGCGACAAAGUGAUUCAAGGCAGAAUCGUGACGGCGCUGAACAAGAAAUGGCAUCCCGAGCACUUUGUCUGCAACACCUGCCGUAAGCCAAUCGAUGGAGCCAAGUUCCACCAGCACAACAACGGUGUCCAUUGCGUGCCCUGCUUCACCAAACACCACAGCCCGCGGUGCCAUGGAUGCGGCGACCCCAUCACUGACCGUGUGAUCCAAGCUCUUGGCGUGUCGUGGCACGCUCACCACUUCGUCUGCGGUGGAUGCAAGAAGGAGCUUGGCGGUGGAGGGUUCAUGGAACAGGCUGGCCGUCCCUAUUGCUCCGAUUGCUACGCAGACAAGUUCGCCACUCGCUGCAAGGGGUGCGGAAAUCCAAUCGUCGAUAAAGCCAUCAUCGCGCUUGACGCUAAGUGGCACCGCGAUUGCUUCACGUGCAUGGCGGAUAGAAGCAACAUUCGGAUCGUUGAGAGAAAAAGUGCAGGAAUCCAGUGACCGAUUCGACAUUCUCCGUGAUGGAAAACCAGCCACUCUGCGGUAAAUGCGCUUAAUUCAUCACAAAUAUAUAAAUAAAAUCCCCCAUCGAGAUGUAUAGAGUAACACUUUUAGAAUUGAUGUGACAUAAAUUGUAACUAUUUAAAUGUAUAGUGAAUUAAUGUUGGAAUUAAUAAAAAUAUCAUGAAAUCUGACAGGGCUACCGUAAAACAUAGCACUGCGCUAGUAACAACAUGAAGAUUAUUUGUAAUGUAUCACACUAAUUGCACAUCAACAUUAAAUAAUAUAUAAAAAAAGAGUUCAGGUAAGCCUAGGUACCUAAAAGUAAUAUGUCAGAUUUUUUAAAUUAAAUUCACCGUCACAUGAUUAUUUACAAGUUAUAAAAUCAGCUAAUCGGUCUACCUAUAACGCUCAGUCCCCAUUUUAUCGACAUCCUUACAGUUGUUAGCGACAGUUAUCAGGGUACGCUAAAGCAAAACUUUUGUGUCACUUUCAAUUUUAAAGAUGUGAUUAAUAUAUUUUAUCUACAUAUUUUAUUAUGUCUUAGUUCAUAGAAAACUUUUAAAUAUCUUUAAUUAUGAUGAUUUUCUCUGGAAUUUAUGUCAUUCAAUAAACAAACGAAAAAAAGAACGCACCAAAGAUAAAUUACUCACGCGCAAUAAUAUUUCGUGUGUAAAUAAACUUUUAGUGUUACAUUAUUAUUACAUUUCUGCAUAAAGGAAUUUCAAAGCAUAUUAAUAAUUCGCACUACAGACAAUUAGAAAUAUGGUUUGUCCUUAAAAUCCAAGAUAAUGAAAAAAAAGGUUUGUGCGAAUUGACACCAAAUAAACAGGGUUCAGUGGAGACGUUAGUGCGUUUCACUUACAAUUAUGUAAAUUAUGUGUCUAAUCUUUACUUUCUUAAAGCAAUCCGUUAAAAUCGAUAAACGUAUUAUAGUGUAUCAAAAGAAAAAAAAUUACAAACAAUUAAUUAUAAGUUCCAGUACAAAAUUGUACUGUUUUAUUGUCAAAGACAUAAAAUUUUAGAAUAAGAAAUUGAAAACAAUUUAAAUAUUUGUGAUUAAUAAAGCACGCUGUGAUGCUUAAUAAGCUUUGGGCUAAAUUUUUGUUUUUCGUUUCACUUUUUACUAAGCUAAGAUUCAUUUUGUACGCUUCGAUAAAGUUUUUGAAAUAAAUAUAUUUUUUUGUUCGACAA
This is a messenger RNA of Bombyx mandarina (wild silkworm), 1847 nucleotides long. RefSeq names its product transforming growth factor beta-1-induced transcript 1 protein. The record is from RefSeq and is a predicted model, not a curated record. Gene Ontology annotation, biological process: actin cytoskeleton organization; muscle structure development; heart development. Lineage: Eukaryota; Metazoa; Arthropoda; Insecta; Lepidoptera; Bombycidae. Gene Ontology annotation, cellular component: filamentous actin; adherens junction; Z disc. Gene Ontology annotation, molecular function: muscle alpha-actinin binding; actin binding.